Molecule: messenger RNA, 243 nt
Organism: Saccharomyces eubayanus
Lineage: Eukaryota; Fungi; Ascomycota; Saccharomycetes; Saccharomycetales; Saccharomycetaceae
Gene: SNA2
Product: Sna2p
Exons: 1
Coding region: 1-243 (80 amino acids)
Cellular component (GO): membrane
Source: RefSeq, a predicted model, not a curated record
AUGCACGCCCGCGAUUGGUUAUUGGUCUUCAUUGCAAUUUUCGUCCCCCCAUUAGCAGUCUGGCUGAAGAGAGGGUUCUUCUCUAAGGAUCUGCUCAUUAAUUUCCUGCUGUUUUUGCUGGGAUUCUUCCCUGGUUUGAUCCAUGCCAUGUACGUGAUUAGCUGCCACCCAUACGAGGAAAACGAGGCCUCUGGGUACUCGCACCUAUCUUCCACUGACGAUAACUAUGGUAGUUUAGCAUAG